AUGGCCACUUCUGACUCAUCCAGAACUAUGAAAACCUUGAUCACGAGACAACAAUCUCAACUACAAAUGGUUGCAAGAGCAUUAGCCAACUUCAAAAAAAUUGGCCGAAACAAUUACACUCCGGCGAAGAUCCGAUCUCGAAUCGCUCAGCUGAAGGAUACGUGGUCACAGUGCACCAACGUGCACGUCGCUAUGCUGCAAGCCUUCACCAACGAGGAGCAGGAGGCGAUCGAGUACUUCGAGCAUCAGGAGUUCGAGAGGCACGAAGAGCUGUAUCAGUCAACCCUGGAUUACAUGGCUGAAGCUCUCGAGAUGAUGGAACCUCCCGGCAGUCUACCACAACUCGACGUUUUGACGCUGAGGCAUUGUACAAAUUCAAUUUCGCUCUCGCAUCUACCUCCCAUUAAUAUCCCGCCGUUUUCGGGAAAAGUUGAUGACUGGGAAACCUUUCGCGAUAGAUUCACGUCACUCAUUAUCGAGAAUCGAGAUCUGACUGCAUUUGCUCGGAUGCACUUCUUGGAGUCUAGUUUAUCUGGCCGAGCUCUCGAAUCCAUUAAAAACAUUCCUAUUACCGCCGAUAACUUUGACAUCGCUUGGCGCGCUCUCGAGUCUCGGUACGAUAAUAAACGGCGAUUGGUGGAGAUGCAUGUCUCCGCGUUGCACAAUCUGCCAAGCGUUUCUCGCGAAUCAGCGGCCGACUUAAUCGACUUGCGGGAUAAGGCGAAUCGGGCUAUCGCCUCGUUAAGAAAACUGAAUCGAUCAGCAGAUGACAUUCUUAAUGAUAUUCUCGUAUACAGCGUUUCUCAUAAACUUGAUUAUGCGACGCGGAAAGCAUGGAAGCUCAAAACCAACGAUGAUGUAACUAUCGCGAAAUUCGAAGAUCUCGAUCGGUUUAUUACGGCGCGCGCUAGCGUACUCGAGGAGUUAGCGCCUUCGACCAAAUCCGCGCGAUCACAAAGGUUUACAAGCGCUACGUCGGCGACUGCAUCCCCUCUGUCGUGCCCUCUUUGCAAUGAAUCUCACUAUAUAAACCAAUGUUCUCAAUUUAAGAAAAAGAGUCCGAGUCAACGGCUGGAAAUUGCUCAGCGUUUUAAACGAUGUGUAAACUGUCUAAGCGAUAAGCACGCGGUGCCUUCGUGCCCCAGCAGGUUCUCUUGUCGAACCUGCCAAAAGAGGCAUCAUUCUAUGCUACAUACCGACUCGGCCUCUGUUUCAAACGCCACUUCGCAUCAAAGCGAGCCAGCGAGAUCGCCCGACACGACCGAUGUUUCCGAAGUCGCGGCGCUACACUCCGCGUCAAAAUUAUCAUCGCGCCCUCGCGUUCUGCUCGCGACAGCUCAAGUCAAGAUCAGCUCGAUCUCGGGUCGAUCUUGUAAUGUCCGAGCACUGCUUGACCAGGGGUCCGAGAUAACAUUUAUUUCCGAGAAUCUUCAGCAGUUGUUAAAGCUGCGUCGCAUAAAAUUGCCUCUUUCAAUCUCCGCAAUAGGGGGUGUCGAUGCUGGAACGUGUAAGUUCGCCGCUCAAAUUCAAAUCUCGCCGGUCCACCAACCGCAACCCGUUCUCACGACGAUCGCGUCAAUUCUCCCUUCUCUAACUCGCUACUCCCCGUCGCACGCUCUGUCAACAAUCGAUUGGACUCAUUUGUCGGAUCUCUCUCUCGCGGAUCCAUGCCUCACCAAUUCUGAUCCGAUCGAUGUUAUCAUCGGCGCCGACCUAUAUAGCGAGCUUAUUCUCGAUGGGGUUCGAAAGGGAAACAACGGUCAGCCCGUCGCUCAAAACACGAUUCUCGGAUGGGUUAUCUCGGGCCCUACGUCAGUUUCCCCUUCUCCGCGUCAUAACAUUACAGUUCAACAUUGUUCAUGCUCUAUCUCUGUCGAACAAGAACUUCAAAAGUUCUGGGAGCUUGAGGAAGUUCCUACUCAAGUCAUCCUUAGCCCCGAAGAAAGGCAAUGCGAGGAACAUUUUCUUGCCACGCACUCACGCAACCCGGACGGAAGAUAUAUCGUGCGCCUUCCGUUCAAACAAGGCCCUCCAAUCGAAAUCGGCAAAUCUCGUGCGACCGCCGAGCGCCUGAUUGCGAGUCUGCGCCGUCGAUUUAAGUCAAGUCCGGAAUUGCAAAGGGAAUACGCCAAUUUCUUGCAUGAGUAUGAAACUCUCGGGCACAUGCGAAAAGCGAAAAUGAAUGAGGCCUUGUCGCAAUGCGUUUACAUUCCGCAUCACCCGGUAUUUCGCGACAGUAGCGUUACCACGAAAUUGCGUGUGGUGUUUAAUGCGUCAAGUCUCACCUCAAACGCGACUUCCCUCAACGAUUUUUUAUAUUCCGGUCCCAAGUUGCAGACUGACUUGGCCGGAGUCAUUUUGCGAUGGCGACAACCUAGAUACGUAUACUCGGCUGAUAUCAGUAAAAUGUACCGACAAAUACUCGUAGACCCUCGUGACAUAGACUAUCAACGCAUUCUAUGGAUUGAUAACGAUACUGAACUCGUUCAAGAGUACCAACUUAUGACUGUAACGUACGGUAUAACGUCCGCGCCAUAUUUGGCCUUACGAGUAAUAAGACAACUCAUUAAGGACGAAGGUCACUCGUUUCCGUUAGCCGUGUCCGUUUUACUGAAUCACACAUAUGUGGACCAUUUGUUGUUCGGCGCUGACAACAUGUUGCUUCUUCGGAACACUCGUGAUCAAGUCUGCGCUCUACUGCGACGAGGUAAAUUCGAGUUGCGAAAGUGGUCAAGUAACUCUUCCGCUCUUCUUAGCGAUAUUGCUGCGGACGAUCAUGGAUUAGCAGGUAGCAAAAGUCUGCCAACUGACGAACAGCUGAAGAUUCUUGGUAUUCACUGGAUUCCCGCGUUGGAUUCGUUUCAAUUUCACGUAUCUCUCCCAUCACGCCCCUCGACGACGAAGCGAUCAAUUCUCUCAACGAUCGCGAAGUUGUUUGAUCCAUUGGGCUGGAGCUCUCCUGUCAUCAUCAGUGCAAAAAUAUUCCUCCAACACCUGUGGCAUGUUAAAGUCGAUUGGGAUGAUAGACUUCCCUCCGAGUUAGUGUUGCAAUGGGAAGCAAUUUGA
This is a messenger RNA of Monomorium pharaonis (pharaoh ant), 3066 nucleotides long. RefSeq lists its product as uncharacterized. Bases 1 to 3066 code for a protein of 1021 amino acids. NCBI's taxonomy places the organism in Eukaryota, Metazoa, Arthropoda, Insecta, Hymenoptera, Formicidae. The transcript has a single exon. The record is from RefSeq and is a predicted model, not a curated record.